CCCACUGUUAACAAACUGGUGAACCUGAUGGCCAAACACUACGUCCAGGAAGACGUGCGCUACGACGACAUUGAUGCCAAAUUCUCCAAACGCGAGCGCUACAGUGGCCCCCUGUCAGAGUUCCGCGAGAAGUCCAACUUUAAGCCGGAUGUUCAGCUGCACUACGUGGAUGACAUGGGUCGCGCACUGGCGCCCAAAGAGGCCUUCCGACAACUGAGCCAUAAGUUCCAUGGCAAGGGGUCGGGCAAGAAGAAGAUCGAGAAACGCACGAAAAAGAUUUUGGAGGAGGCGCUUCUCAAAAAUGCUCAAAGCUCCGACACACCUCUCGGCACGACGGAGAAAUUGAACAAGAAACUGAAAAGUCAGGGAGUGCCCUACGUUGUUUUGAGUGGCAAGAACGCGGCUGCGUAA
This is a messenger RNA of Dibothriocephalus latus, 411 nucleotides long. NCBI's taxonomy places the organism in Eukaryota, Metazoa, Platyhelminthes, Cestoda, Diphyllobothriidea, Diphyllobothriidae. The record is from the annotation of a GenBank genome assembly.